Messenger RNA from Chlamydomonas reinhardtii, 1787 nucleotides. RefSeq lists its product as uncharacterized. The transcript has 5 exons. The record is from RefSeq and is a predicted model, not a curated record. Gene Ontology annotation, cellular component: membrane. Bases 28 to 495 code for a protein of 155 amino acids. NCBI's taxonomy places the organism in Eukaryota, Viridiplantae, Chlorophyta, Chlorophyceae, Chlamydomonadales, Chlamydomonadaceae.
UAAAUUCUGUAUAGCAACACACAUAUCAUGAACCGGCGCGAAACCCCAAACCCGCUGCUAGACAAUUUGGAGGAGUCCCCAACAACCCCACCUUCACCAUCGCCGCCUGCAGCUCCUGCGGCAGCUGCAGCCGUAGCGACAGGCAUACAAUGGACUGCUGGCAAAGUGUUCUGGACACUAGGCGUGUUCAUCUUGGCCGGCCUCGCAGAGAUUGGCGGCGGGUGGCUAUGUUGGCAGACCAUCCGCAAUAAGAAGCCUUGGUACUACUAUGUGGGCGGCGCCAUACUGCUGGUGGCGUACGGCGUCAUCCCGACAUUGCAGCCUGAGGGCGCCUCCUUCGCGCGGGUGUACGCCGUGUAUGGCGGCGUGUUCAUCAUCAUGAGCUACGGCUGGGGCUGGGCCGUGGACGGUGACAAACCCGAUACAGGCGACUGGGCGGGAGCUGCCAUUGCGCUGGCGGGCGUGGGCUUGGCCUGGUUCUGGCCGAGGGCGUGAAAGCGGCGGAGAAAGGGGCUGUGGAAGUGCGGGCUCCGCCCGCCGCAGUAGAAAUGAGCGAGCAGCAGCCCUUGCAGCUGCAGCAGGAGCUGCCGCGGCUGCCGCCGCAACUGCCGGCUCCUCUGCAGGAGAAGCCGGCAGCGGCGGCCAGCGCUCCAGAUCCUGACCUGCACGGUGCUGCCGAGCCCCGCGCACGGCGGGCACCGCAGCGGCCGCCUUCAAACAAUCAGGAAUGCGGCGCAUGCGGCGUGGCCCGCCCCGGCGUGGCGCGUUUGCCUCGUGCGCCAAGCCGCCAACUGCCGCCAUCACCGACAGCAACGGCAGUAGCGGCAGCAACAGCAGCAGCGGCUGUAGCGGCAGUAGCUGCUGCAGGGCUCCCACGGGUGAAUGGGUGGCGUGGAUGCACGGGUGCGAGUGCGACCAACCAACCACGCCGUGCCGACCUCCUGGCUGCACUCUGCCGCGCCGGAGACCUGCACGCACGCAGCAACUGGGUCGCAGUGAGCAGGAGGCACGCAAGAGGUCGCGAUGCGCGAGGGCCAGCAUAAUCUUUGUGAAUGCGAACGACUUUGGACGCCGGAGCCGGUGACAUCCCGACUGCUGCCGUGGAUUCGCAAGCACGGCGUUGAGUCUCCGCCCGACUGCCCCUUGCACCGCCGUUGCCAUGGCGUAUGCAGUGCCCCGCGCGCUCUGGUGCCUCACCCCUGCGACCUCCCAAAGCGGGCACGUGGAGCGGAUGCGGCGGCGGGGUAUGGACGUAGCGAGCGGGCGCGGUAGCCGAUCACCCUGAGGUGGGUGGGGCGCCGUUGCAAGGCACUGCGCGGGGUCGCAGGAGAAGAGUCUACGGUAUUAGGUUCCCGGUGCCCAGGCAGGGUUAGGCGUGAUCUCGCUUCAAUGCUCCUUGGAGGGCGGGCCAUUAGUAGCUAGGAUAGUAAGGCGGCGCGACGGAGCCUACCGUGUGUGUGGUGUGUGCUGAGGCACUUGCCCCUUACUGCGGCUUAUUACAGUUGCAACUCAGGACUACGGGGCCUUUGUGCGGCACUGGAAGCACGUCGCCCCGCCCGCGCCAGCAGAGACUGCCCUGGGCAAGGGGAAGCAUGUCCACACUCAUAUUGGAGGUCGAGAGAUAGAGGUUAGAGCACCAGGAGCGAGCACUAGAGCUGCUAGCUUUGCCUGUGUACGAACGAGCGAGGUUUCGGGGGGAUGCGAAGGCGCGGCUGUGCGUGUGUCAUCAUCGCGCGGGGUGGCGUAGCAUGGAUGGCGUCGAGUGACGAACCGGGCACUCCGUGACA